AUGAUGAAUUACACAGAAGAUGUGACAGAUGAUACCUUAUUUAUCUAUAAAGCAUUUUUGGACUUACGCCGAAAAGAACCGUUAAUACGAAUUCUGGCAUUCAGUCAGUGUCGCGAUAUUAAUGUAAUCCUUCAUUAUGGCUUACAAUGUAUAUCAGCAAAAGAUGUCACAAUAGAAUAUGAUUGCCCGUGGAAAUGGGUACCCGAAUGUAAAUGGUUUUCCUUUAUGCUCAUUUUCAAUAUGAGAAAUAGCAAUUUCUCUAUCAAUACAAAAGAAAUAUUGGUAAGUGAAAGAAAUCGAAUGGUUGCUAUCCCGUUGCAAUUGCUCCCGCGGAAAUACCAAGAUACUUUGCACGUUUGUGUGCCACCUCUAUACUGGUACUGGAAUUAUGUUGCAUUCAUACAAUUCAUUGAGAUUUGGAGAAAGCAAGGUGCUACAAUGUUUUACAUUUAUUACGUAUCAGUCAAUAGACAUAUGAUGGAUAUUUUGAAAAUCUAUGAAAAAGUGGGAAUUAUUCGGUUAAUUCAUUGGCAAAUGUUGCCACGGUCAAAACUGAUUGACCCAAAUCGAUGGAUUUACCGUUUUGGUCAUACGCUUAGCAUGAAUGAUUGUUUGCAUAGUUCAUUCGCUAAAUAUGUUGCAUUGGUCGACAUCGAUGAAUUUAUUAUUCCAAAUUCUGGAACGUUACUGCCAUUUUUACGCAAAAUGCAUAAUUUAAAUGAUACAGCUGGAAGUUUCGUAUUCGAGCAUGCUCGAGUACGAUUUCAGGGCUGGAUUCUAUUUAAAUCACAACGAAAAUUUGAUUUUGCUUGGCUAAAAAAUGCUGAAUUUCAAAUUCAAGAAGGCCCAUCAAAAACGAUUUUCAUGCCUGAACGUGUGCAAAUUUUAGUAACCCAUAAAGUGCGCGAAUUUUUCAAACCAUAUAAGUCAUUCAAAAUAAAUAGCAAUGACGGGUUAUUAUAUCAUGCACGUUCUAAUUGGAUUUUCACAAGUCUGAACGAUUCCAUUUUUCAUCCAACGGAUAUUUUCCGCAAAUACAUUACUGAUCUAAACAAUCAGUAUCAAAAAAUGAUAGCACAAGUACUUUGGCAAGAUUGGAAUCUUGUUCCUUUCUGGAAAAUUCUUUCUAAGAAAAUUGAGAAAUGUACUUCCAAAUGGCGCAUGUAUGGUUGUAAAGCUCCAUAUCAUCUAUGUUGGAAAGCGCUAAAUGAUGAAGACGAAUGGAUUUUCAGUCAUAUCAAUGUUAAAAGUGAUUACAUUUUACUAUAG
This is a messenger RNA of Brugia malayi, 1269 nucleotides long. RefSeq lists its product as uncharacterized. Bases 1 to 1269 code for a protein of 422 amino acids. NCBI's taxonomy places the organism in Eukaryota, Metazoa, Nematoda, Chromadorea, Rhabditida, Onchocercidae. The transcript is spliced from 7 exons. The record is from RefSeq and is a predicted model, not a curated record.